AUGGCGGCAGGGAGCGGCCCCGGGGCGCGGGAGCUCUUUGCUGAGGGGCUCCUGCAGUUCCUGCGGCCCGCCGUGCGACAGCUCGACCGCCACGUCCACAGCGUCAGGGAGAGCCAGGUGGAGCUGCGGGAGCACAUCGACAGCCUGGCCACAGAGCUUUGCCGCAUCAACGAGGACCAGAAAGUGGCGCUGGACCUCGACCCCUACGUGAAGAAGCUGCUGAACGCCCGGCGCCGCGUGGUGCUGGUCAACAACAUCCUGCAGAACGCCCAGGAGCGGCUGCGGAGGCUGAACCACAGCGUGGCCAAGGAGACGGUGCGGAGGAGAGCCAUGCUGGAGGCCGGGGGCUACCAGGGCAAGUGA
Messenger RNA from Pyrgilauda ruficollis (rufous-necked snowfinch), 363 nucleotides. It is a transcript of the gene SNAPIN, whose product is annotated as SNAP associated protein. Gene Ontology annotation, biological process: regulation of synaptic vesicle exocytosis; endosome to lysosome transport; synaptic vesicle exocytosis. Gene Ontology annotation, cellular component: BLOC-1 complex; BORC complex; synaptic vesicle. NCBI's taxonomy places the organism in Eukaryota, Metazoa, Chordata, Aves, Passeriformes, Passeridae. The transcript is spliced from 4 exons. The record is from RefSeq and is a predicted model, not a curated record. Gene Ontology annotation, molecular function: SNARE binding. The coding region runs from base 1 to 363 and encodes 120 amino acids.